AUGCUCAGGCGGGUCGUGGUAACGGGCCUCGGCGCCGUUACGCCGCUGGGCGUGGGGGCGCGCUUUGCAUGGAAACGGCUGGUGGCAGGCGAGUCGGGUAUUACCAGCGUCGCCGACCGCGCGCCCAUUGAGCAGUGGGAGCGUCUGCCGAGCACCAUAGCGGGCGCCGUGCCCGACGGCAAGAGCAGGUCGCGUGGCCAGUGGAAUCCGGACGACUGGGUCGACGUGGCCGAGCAGCGCCGCAUGUCGCGCUUUACGCAGUUUGCCAUGGCCGCGACGGACAUGGCGCUGGCCCAGGCACAAUGGCCAGGUCCAGAGGCCGUGGCAGCGGCGGCAAGGAAGGAUGCGGCCGCCCGCACCGAGUAUGCGCCCGACGACAGCCCCGAGGCGCGCACGGGCGUGUGCAUCGGCAGCGGCAUCGGCAAUCUUGAGGCCAUCUACGAGACCAGCCUGGAUCUGCACCACAGCGGCUACAAGCGCGUGUCGCCGCUCUUUGUGCCGCGCAUCCUCAUCAACAUGGCCGCCGGCCACGUCGCCAUGCGCCACAACUUCCAGGGCCCCAACCACUCCGCGUCGACCGCCUGCACCACGGGCGCCCACGCCAUUGGCGACGCCGCACGCUUUAUUGCCCUCGGCGACGCCGACGUCAUGGUCGCCGGCGGCGCCGAGGCCUGCAUCCACCCGCUGACCUUUGCUGGGUUUGGCCGGUCACGAUCCCUGGCCGACCCCGUCUCGGACGACCCCACAAAGUGUUCGCGGCCGUUUGACCGCGAGCGGUCCGGCUUUGUCGUGGCGGAGGGUGCUGCUGUUUUGCUACUGGAAGAGCUCGAGCACGCACUGGCGCGAGGCGCGCCCAUCCUGGCCGAGCUGCGUGGCUACGGCUGCAGCGGUGACGCGUUUCACAUGACGGCACCACACCCCCAAGGCGUGGGUGCACAGCGGGCGAUGCGUGCGGCGCUCAAGAACGCCGGACUGCGGCCGCGCGACGUCGACUACAUCAAUGCACAUGCCACCGGCACGGUGAUUGGCGACCGUGCCGAGGCGGCAGCGAUCCGCACGCUGAUGGCCGACGACGACGUGACAAACGAGUCGGCCAUUACCGUCAGCAGCACAAAAGGCGCUGUGGGCCAUUUAUUGGGCGCAGCUGGCGCCCUCGAGGCCCUCUUCACCGUCCUCGCCAUUACCGAUAACCUUGUCCCACCAACACUCAACCUCACCACCCCCGACGUGGGCCCCAACUUCAACUUUGUGCGCGAAAAGGGCCAAGAAAAGAAGGUCGACGUCGCCCUCACCAACAGCUUUGGCUUUGGCGGAACUAAUGCCAGUUUGGUCGCUGAUGCCCACCUCGUCCUUGCGCCGCCGCACCUCCUCGAGAGCGCCUGCCGGGUCCGUCUCCUCCGGGUUGCGCAGCUGCCAGGCCAUGCAAAUGUCCAUGGCGGCCGUCAUCCACUUGCCCGGCUUGAUCCCCAGCGCCGCGGCUACCUGCUUGCCGUCCAGCAAGCGCUUAAUGUGCGGCGCGUCGAGCACGUCGAGUGUCUCGAGGUGGUCCAGAAACGCCUGCCAGUCCUGCAUGAGGCUGUCGAGCUGGGCUUGGCUGGGCGCGGCGUCCUUGGACGCAGUCGUCUGUGCGAGCAGCAACACCUCCCACAGCAGAGCGUACAGCACCUGCAGGCGCCAGUUGCUGCCCCGGGCCUCCCAGCUGCGGAUGGCCAUGCCGAACCGGUCGCGCUCGUGGAUCUCCGGCGCCUUGCGGUCCAGAACAAACUGCUUGAGCGCCAGGACUUCGUCGCGGUGGUGGUAGCCGCCUUGCACAACGUCGCUCAGCUUGUUGGGGGCGCGGAUGCCUUCCCGUAA
Sporothrix schenckii 1099-18 is the source of this 1854-nucleotide messenger RNA. RefSeq names its product 3-oxoacyl-[acyl-carrier-protein] synthase II. Gene Ontology annotation, molecular function: 3-oxoacyl-[acyl-carrier-protein] synthase activity. NCBI's taxonomy places the organism in Eukaryota, Fungi, Ascomycota, Sordariomycetes, Ophiostomatales, Ophiostomataceae. The record is from RefSeq and is a predicted model, not a curated record. Gene Ontology annotation, biological process: fatty acid biosynthetic process. Bases 1 to 1854 code for a protein of 617 amino acids. The transcript is spliced from 3 exons.